AUGGUUCGCGGACCGCGUCACCACUUGAAGCACCUUGCUGCCCCCAGCUCGUGGAUGCUGGACAAGCUCGGCGGCACUUAUGCGCCGCGCCCGAGCACCGGUCCCCACAAGCUCCGUGAGGCUCUCCCGCUCGUGAUCCUCCUCCGUAACCGCCUGAAGUACGCUCUGACUGGUCGUGAGGUCUUGUCGAUCACGAUGCAGCGCAUUGUCAAGGUCGACAACAAGGUCCGUACUGACCCGACCUACCCGACUGGUUUCCAGGACGUUGUUUCGCUUGAGAAGUCGGGUGAGCACUUCCGUAUCCUCUACGACGUGAAGGGUCGCUUUGUUGUGCACCGCAUCUCUGCCGAGGAGGCUCAGUACAAGCUCCUGAAGGUCAAGCGUGUUCAGCUUGGUGCCAAGGGUGUGCCGCAGAUUGUUACCCACGAUGGUCGCACUCUUCGUUACCCUGACCCGCUUGUGCGCGUGAACGAUACUGUGAAGUUCGACCUCAUCAACAACAAGAUGGUCGACUUUAUCAAGUUCGACACCGGUGUGCAGGUCAUGAUCACUGGUGGUCGCAACAUUGGUCGUGCUGGUCAGAUCGUCCACACUGAGCGCCACCACGGUGGUUUCGACAUUGUGCACAUUCGUGACCCCGCUGGCCGUGAGUUCUCGACCCGUCUCAGCAACGUUUUCGUUAUUGGUGACAGCGAGAAGCGCUGGAUCUCGAUGCCUCGUGGCGGUGGUGUUAAGCUCACCAUCACUGAGGAGCGUGACCUGCGCCGCAAGCAGCGCGAGAUCUAA
Malassezia pachydermatis is the source of this 786-nucleotide messenger RNA. Its product is annotated as 40s ribosomal protein s4. Gene Ontology annotation, cellular component: ribosome; cytosolic small ribosomal subunit. The coding region runs from base 1 to 786 and encodes 261 amino acids. Gene Ontology annotation, molecular function: RNA binding; structural constituent of ribosome. NCBI's taxonomy places the organism in Eukaryota, Fungi, Basidiomycota, Malasseziomycetes, Malasseziales, Malasseziaceae. The record is from RefSeq and is a predicted model, not a curated record. Gene Ontology annotation, biological process: translation. The transcript is spliced from 3 exons.